Molecule: messenger RNA, 1576 nt
Organism: Spirometra erinaceieuropaei
Lineage: Eukaryota; Metazoa; Platyhelminthes; Cestoda; Diphyllobothriidea; Diphyllobothriidae
Source: the annotation of a GenBank genome assembly
AUGGAUUGGAGGCGUAGAUUUAACAAAUAUCGAUAUAAAUCUUCAAGCAAAAACGUCUUGAAAAGGAACAGUUUUUCUACAGGAUAUCAGCAGACCCCGGGUCUCACAUUCAACACUAAAUCUAAUGAGUGUUUGUGGAAAUAUUCUCACUCGCGCGCGAGCAGAAGGCCAACUGUUCAGUCCACAUGUAUUUUAUGUAUGCCUGUUUUCUAAACUAUAACCCUUGUCUUACUUAAAAUACGUUUUUUAACUAGGCAGAGGGAAAUUUUUUAAAUAUUAGUAGAUGCACAUUAAAUUCGAUUUUUUUAUAUUCUCCGGCUUCCCUUUGCCCAAGCGCCUUUGAAGGCUUAUUUUGGAGUAAAAACUUGGAAGAAUACAAAAUAUUUGCAAAGACCUAUUUUUGUGUUUUGAUUUUUAUCUUUCGCUUUUUUGGAGUCCCCAAUUUUUUAUGCGCAUGAAUUAAAUAAUUAAUUAUUUGAUUUAUGCGCAUAACACUGCAUUUCCUGCGUUCUCUAGAGAUCAGAUUUUUUAUAUAUUGCUUUCAUUACUUACCUUGCUGUAUAGCAGACCAAGUUUGUGGCGACAAUCAAUGAUUUAAAGUCGUAUUUUUUCAUAGGAAGGCCUGCGCCAGUAAACUCUUUCUAACAAACCUUUAGGCAUGUCAGCGACACAGAUUGUAUAAGCUGAAUCUCUUUUUCGAUUCGUCUUUAAGAGAGACUAGAUACCGGAGACGCAUGCGAUGUCCGACGAAUAAAAUUCAAUCCAAGUUCAAUAUUGCUUACCAUAUCUAUCGUUGAAAUGGAUUUCAAACCAUAACUUCGUUUCUUCUCUGAUAUUUUCCGUCACGGGUCUAUAAACAGUGAAUACUUUUUGUUCCCACGAAUAUUUCGUGCAGUUACUUAGUUACAUAAAUUUCUUGAAAUGUUGUGCAGCGCCUUGAAAUUUUAGCUUGUUUUGACCUUCCGUUGCGUCCCUGCAGUCUUUUUUGAUUAAAAAGUACACGUGUUAAAGCCAUUACAGAAGGUCGAGGAUCCAACACAGGAGAUAUUGGGAUCGCUGCAAUUGAUCUUGGACGGCCAGAGGUGGAGGUCUCCCAAUUUAGUGAUACGAGUGGAUAUAAUGGCACGUUGCUGAAAAUGCUUGUAUGGACUCCUGUUGACGUAAGUUGAGCUGCCGAUUUGUUUCUGAAAUCGGGUGUCUCCAACAUGCAUUUUGUGCCUUAGGCGAAUUACGUGGAUUAAUGGUCUUGCUUGGGGAGGUUCCGGCUUGACAACCACACGGUUGGUUAAAUAUCUUCUUUUUGUGUUGUAGGUUCUAGUCCCGCAUUCUGCUCUAGAUUCGGAAAGCAAUAUGAACAGACUCGUAAAGCUUCUACAACAGAGUUCAUCCAGCUGUAACAUCGUCGGCGUUAACCGUAAUAGUUUUAAUUAUCAGCAAGGUAUUAAUGUUUAUCUAAACGUCUCAUUGCUAAGUUCGCUUUUUCACUAUUUUAAACGUCUGCUUAAUUUUCGCCGCCGUCCUCGUUGCAACUGCCUGUCCUUCAUCGAAGUUUUAUGGACACUUCAAGAAAACCUAG